Molecule: messenger RNA, 1485 nt
Organism: Anas platyrhynchos (mallard)
Lineage: Eukaryota; Metazoa; Chordata; Aves; Anseriformes; Anatidae
Source: RefSeq, a predicted model, not a curated record
AUGCCCGCCAACAGCCAGAGAGCAGCUGCAUGGCGCGGCAGUGCUGCUGCAUCUCACGGUGCUGCCUCCUCAAACAGUCACGGUAGCACCCAGCCUCAGCAGCAGCAGCAAAUGCCUGCUGGCAUCCGGUGGGGAGAAUUAAGCAGGGUUUCCCUGCUAAGUGGGAAGCCAAGCUCCCUUUCCCAAGAAGGGCUGUGCAGGAGGCCACAGGCAGGUGGGAUGGGAUCUUCCCAGGAUGAGGACUCUCUGGGGACAAGGACUUGCUCCCCAGUAUCUUCACUGAAUGAAUGCCACCAGAAUGAGCUGGGGAUGAGGUCUGUAAGCAGCUUCUCCUCCACCACCAUCAGCUCCUUCUUGAGUGAGGACCUGGGGUUGCGAAUAGGACCAGUCGUGAUCGAUAUGGGCACAAGGAGCUGCAGAGCAGGAUUUUCUGGACAUCAGGCACCCAGUGCCGAAAUCAGCACCCUGGUGAGCCACACCACAGUGUUGUCCGAGGGCCUGGAAGAAACCAGAUCUGAGGCUUUUUUGGGGGAAGAAGCCUUGCUUUACCCAGACACUGAAAUUGUUGAGGUGAUGCAGAAUGGCAUCAUCAUCAACUGGGAGGCAGCAGAAACCCUGUGGCAGCACAUGUUCGAACACAAGCUUGGGGUGCCCCCUGAGGAGCAUGCGCUGCUCAUCACAGAGCCCCCACUCAGCCCCACCAGUGGACGGGAAAAUAUGGCAGAGGUAGCCUUUGAGUCACUGGGCUCCCCUGGAAUCUUCAUGGCCCCUCAGCCUGUCCUUUCCACCUAUGCCCAUGGCAGAACCAGCGCCUUCGUGGUAGACAUUGGCCACGUUGUCACCCACGCUGUGCCGGUCCACGAUGGGAAUUGCUUGGCUUAUGCCAUUAAGAGGACAGACGUGGCAGGGUCAUGCCUCACCUGGUACCUGACAAUGCUUCUGGGGGACAUGGAGCACACGCUUGGCAAUUGGACGUCCCCCGUGGUGGAAGACAUCAAGCACACAUGCUGCUACGUCGCUUUUGACUUCAAUAAUGAGUGCCUCCUCCCACCCACUAGCUGCACGCUGGAUUUUACCCUGCCUGACGGGCAGACCAUCAGCCUCGGCAAGGAGAGGUUUCAGUGUCCAGAGGUGCUCUUCAACCCCCUACCGACAUGGGGGGAUUCCUAUGUGGGCAUCCACGAGAUGGCCCAGAGAAGCCUCGACCUGCUUCCAGAGGACAUCAGGUCACUGAUGCACAGAAACAUCCUCCUGUGUGGAGGGUCCUCACUGUUCGAGGGGCUGCCGAGGAGGCUUGGCAGCGAGCUGGCUCAGUGCCUGCCCUCCAGCACGGAGGUGGAGGUGGUGGCCGCACCGGGAAGGAGGCAUGCGGCCUGGAUGGGGGGCUCUGUCCUUGCCUCCCUCACAAACUUCCAGUCAUGCUGGAUCCGCAGGGAUGAGUACUACGAAGAGGGGCCGUGCAUCGUCCACCAGAAAUGCUUCUGA